This is a messenger RNA of Contarinia nasturtii (swede midge), 2605 nucleotides long. It is a transcript of the gene Psi, whose product is annotated as far upstream element-binding protein 1. The coding region runs from base 337 to 2493 and encodes 718 amino acids. The record is from RefSeq and is a predicted model, not a curated record. Gene Ontology annotation, cellular component: cytoplasm; nucleus. Gene Ontology annotation, molecular function: mRNA binding. The transcript is spliced from 12 exons. Gene Ontology annotation, biological process: regulation of DNA-templated transcription. Lineage: Eukaryota; Metazoa; Arthropoda; Insecta; Diptera; Cecidomyiidae.
CGCGUAUGUACGCACACCAGACCGAAUAAAAGGGAAAAAAGUCGGUCGGCCAUAUUGUACUUGGUAGUUCUUCUUCUUUUUCUAAAACUUGAACAAAGUUACUCUACAGCAAGAGAGCAGUGAAAAAAAACAGUGGCAAAAGUUGUAAAAGCCGUGUGUCAGCAAUCUCAACGUACAAUCAAUUGAAACAAAUCAAAAUUCAAAUUGAAUUCAAUUGAAAUUAUAUUCAAUAAAACAAGUGUAUUUUAUACAUUCCAAAUAAGUGAAAAUCUAUAAAAAAAAAUUGAGAAGUAAUCCGAACGGGCAACAGUUUUUUUUAACAUAAAAUCAUUAAAAAUGGGUGACUAUUCAUCUCUCGGACAACAAUCACAGAACUUUAGCCAAUCGACAGCAUUUGCUGCUGCGCUACAACGAGCAAAACAGAUUGCAGCCAAAAUUCAUCCCAGUGCUGGUGGAAAUGCGAAUAAUAAUAUGGGAAGUGGUGGUGGUGGCGGCGGCGGCGGUGGUAUGGUCGGUCUAGGAAAACGUUCUAUUGACUCAGAUGGAUCAGAGCCCGAAUGUAAGAAGAUAAACACCGGAUACCAGUCGCCAAACUCAAAUAUGCCAGCAAUGCAGGCCGUCCAACAAGUAAGUGCUGCAGCAGUGGCGGCAAGACUUGCACAAAGUAUUGGACAUUCGGUCAAUGAAGAAGUUAAAGUUCCAGAAAAAGUGGCACCAAUUCUUAGCGGACGAUGUGGCAACGAUGACGAUUUGAAAAACAUCCAAGCACAAUCAAACUGCAAAAUCACAUUCUCCAGAGAUUCAGAUCGAAUUUGCACUUUGAAUGGUCAAAAGGAAUCGGUGAACCAUGCCAAAGAUUUAAUAAAUAAAUUAUGCAACGAACACAAUGCUGGUGGCAGUGUUGAAACGAUUAGUUGUAUUUUGGUGCCACCAGCUGGCGCAAAUGGCUAUCCACCGUAUCAAGAAAUUAUGGUUCCAGGCUCAAAAGUCGGUUUGGUCAUUGGCAAAGGUGGCGAAACAAUAAAAAUGCUUCAAGAGAAAACCGGCGCAAAAAUGGUCAUCAUUCAGGAUGGUCCCGGACAAGAACUCGAAAAACCAUUAAGGAUCUCCGGCGAACCGGCAAAAGUUGAUCAUGCCAAACAGCUUGUGUUUGACUUGAUUUUAGAUAAAGAUGCAUUCAACAGUAAUAGUCGUCCAAAUUUCAAUUCGGGUAAUGGCGCACCGGCGGGCGGUGAACAAGCCGAAGUGUUUGUGCCAAAAACGGCUGUUGGUGUGGUAAUUGGCAAAGGUGGCGAAAUGAUUAAGAAAAUACAAGGCGAAACUGGCUGCAAAUUGCAGUUCAUUCAAGGCAAAGGCGACGGACCCGGCGAUCGUCGUUGUAUUAUUUCAGGUACAAAACAACAAGUUGAAGACGCAAAGCGAACAAUUGAAGAGCUUAUCGAAAGUGUUAUGCGAAGUAAUCAAAACAACCAGAAUCGCAACAAUCCAAAUCAAAAUAUGACAAACAGUAACUAUGGAUAUGGUACAGAUGCAAGUCAACAGCCAAUGCGCGAAGAGGUAUCAUUUGCCGUUCCGGCAUCAAAAUGUGGCAUUGUCAUUGGACGUGGUGGCGAAACAAUUAAAUUAAUCAAUCAACAAUCGGGUGCAUUCUGUGAAAUGGACCGAAGCGCAAUCAAUCCACCAAAUGAAAAAAUGUUUAAAAUGCGCGGCACAGCUGAACAAAUUGAGCACGCUCGCCAAUUAAUUUCCGAAAAAAUCGGCGUUGAAAUUAAUAUUUUGAGUACACGACAAAUUGGUGGUGGCGGAGCCGGUGGUAAUUCAGGACAAUAUGGAAUGCAACCAAAUAAUCCAGCAAAUAUGUACAAUCAACAACAGCAGCAGCAACAACAACAACAGCAAUGGGGUGGCUAUCAACAGAUGUGGGAUCAAUCUCAACAACAAAUGGCAGUUGGCGCAGGUGCACCAGACUAUUCAGCACAAUGGAUCGAAUAUUAUAAGUCAAUUGGGCUACAUCGUGAGGCCGAAAUGAUUGAAUCACAAUUGAAAAUGAAACAAGGUGGUGGUCAAAUGGCUAUGCCAUCAGCAAAUGGCAAUGCUCAGUCAAUGGCCGUGGCUUCGGCACAGCAACAAGCUCAAGUUGGUAGCGGUCAGCAAGACUACAGCAAACAAUGGGCUGAAUAUUACAGAAGCAUUGGUAAAAUGGAUGAAGCCGAAGCUAUUGAAAACCAGAUUAAAACAAAGGGCCCAACUGGACAAUCACCAUCAAAUGUACCAGGACAAAAUGCUACAUCAAAUAGCGUGCCCAAUUAUCCGGGGGCUCAACAACCGAUGGCAGGAAACUAUAAUCAAUAUGCUCAAUACUAUGCUGGAGCGACGGCAAAUCAAGGUAAUUAUGGUGCUGGCCAGCCAUACAAUGCAUAUGGAGCCGCUUAUCCGGGUCAACAGCAGCCACCAAAUCAGGCACAGUCUCAACCUACCAACGAAAAGAAAUAAAUAUUCUCUACUCAACUCUCCGGUCGCAUGCUGUGCUCAUCAUCAAUUGGGCUUAUUGGCGUACACAACAUACGAAAAUACUUUACGAUCUAUAUUAUCUGUGUAAUCAAAG